Molecule: messenger RNA, 1773 nt
Organism: Penicillium bovifimosum
Lineage: Eukaryota; Fungi; Ascomycota; Eurotiomycetes; Eurotiales; Aspergillaceae
Product: acyl-CoA synthetase
Exons: 5
Coding region: 1-1773 (590 amino acids)
Biological process (GO): fatty acid metabolic process
Molecular function (GO): medium-chain fatty acid-CoA ligase activity
Source: RefSeq, a predicted model, not a curated record
AUGCCGAGCAGCUUGCUCUCCCUGCUUUCGCGCUCGCGGGCGCGCGUCUUCCACACUCCGCGGAUGUCCGCGCUCUCCGCGAGACUCGUAUCGACUCUACCAAAUACGCAUAUCUUCCAGGCACUUCAGAAACAUGACCCUGAAAGCCUGGCUGUCGUGCAUAGCCUGUCAGCUCGGUCAUUUACCUAUGGUGGUCUAAUUGCCGACGUUGUCCGGACUAAGGAGGAGCUGGAACGAAAGGCUGCGGCGGCGCAGGGCCAAUUGGUCGGCGAGCGGGUGGCAUUUCUCGCGGAGAAUAGCUAUGACUACGUAGUGACGUUGCUGGCGAUCUUUGCUACUGAUGCCAUUGCGCUCCCGCUUUCCCCGUCGUUUCCGACUGGGGAGUUGAAGUAUAUUCUGGAUAAUUCUCAGGCGAAAAUGCUGCUGGCGACUGAGAAGUAUGCUGAUAAGGGCAUGGAGAUCUUGCGGGAGGGAUUGGAGCAUGAGCCUAUGUUCAACGUCCGGAAUAAGCUCACACAGGGCGCAUCAAAUCAGAGCGUAAGCCUGCAAGAUCUCAAACAGCCCUCCGGUGGAAUGAUGCUAUACACAUCCGGCACCACGAAUAGACCGAAAGGCGUCCUGAUCCCACAGUCCGCACUGGCAGCGCAAGCAUCAUCACUCCUCGAAGCAUGGAAGUACACACCAAAUGACCGACUCCUACACUUACUCCCACUCCACCACAUCCACGGCGUGGUAAACGCAAUUCUCGCACCUUUAGUAGCAGGCUCCUCCAUCGAGUUCAUGUUCCCCUUCCACCCAGAACAAGUCUGGAAACGACUCGCAGCACCCUUCCUACCAUCCAACACCAAACCACCCAUCACAUUCCUCACCGCCGUCCCAACAAUCUACAACCGUCUAAUGACCACCUUCCCCAACCUGCCCGAGGAGACCCAAAAAGCCGCCAAAAAGGGCAUCUCCCCACAAACCCUCCGGCUCAACAUCUCCGGCUCCGCCGCCCUCCCAACCCCGACAAAAUCCGCCUGGAAAACCCUAAGCAACGGCAACAUCCUCCUCGAACGCUUCGGCAUGACCGAAGUCGGCAUGGCAAUCAGCUGCGGUCUCGACAAUGCAGACCGUGUAGACGGCAGCGUCGGCUGGCCACUACCAGGCGUAGAAGCCCGACUAGCCGAUCUCGAGACGGGGGAGAUAAUCCCAGAGAACGCGGUGGAUGCCAACGGCCGCGAACGCGAAGGCGAGAUCCAGCUGCGCGGGCCAUCGAUCUUCAGCCAUUACUGGGGUAAUGAGAAAGCGACGCGGGAGAGCUUUGUCGAUGACGAUGGAGGCGCACCGUGGUUCUGUACUGGAGAUGUGGCGUUGCGCAAAGUAGUUGAUGGUGCUGGGAGUGGAAGGAGUGGGGACUGGGCACGGGGAGCUAUGUAUUUCAUUCAGGGACGGAAGAGCGUUGAUAUUAUCAAGACGGGUGCUGAGAAGGUUAGCGCUUUGGAGGUUGAGAGGGAGUUACUUUCUCUUCCCCAAAUCACAGAAGCUGCUGUCGUCGGUCUACCCUCUGAACGGUGGGGACAGAAGGUCGUUGCAGUGGUUGUUCUCUCUGCCGAUGCAGCUGCUUCGGGUCGGACUGGUCGGUGGGGACCGAUGGAUAUGCGACGGGCGUUGAAGGACCGUCUUGCUUCUUUUAAGAUGCCGCAGGAGAUGAAGGUUUUGGAGGCAAUUCCGCGGAAUGCUAUGGGCAAAGUCAAUAAGAAGGCUCUCGUGAAGGAGGUUUUUGGGGUUUGA